This is a messenger RNA of Purpureocillium takamizusanense, 591 nucleotides long. RefSeq lists its product as uncharacterized. Lineage: Eukaryota; Fungi; Ascomycota; Sordariomycetes; Hypocreales; Ophiocordycipitaceae. The transcript has 2 exons. The record is from RefSeq and is a predicted model, not a curated record. Bases 1 to 591 code for a protein of 196 amino acids.
AUGGCCGACGAACAGGCUUCCACUCCCAAGAAGGAGCCCACCACCGCCGAGGCCAUGUUUUUCUUCGCCAUCGUCAAGCACACCAAGAACAAGGCCGACAUUGACUGGUCCGCCGUCGCCGAGGAACAGAACUUCAAGAACGCCGAAGUGGCCAAGGUGCGCUUCGGCCAGAUCAAGCGCAAGCUUGGCAUCUCGACCACCGACUCGCCCGCCAGCGCCGGUGGCGCAACUACCUCUACCCGCGCGACCCCCAAGAAGGCAACCACCCCCAAGAAGGCCGCCACCCCGAAGAAGACGGCCGGCCCAGCCACCCCGAGCAAGGUGCUGAAGAACACCGGCCGCACCGGCGCCAAGGGUCGCGGCGGCGCCCGCGCUUCGGCCGUCAAGAAGGAAGAGCCCAACAAGGACGCGACCGACGCCGCUAAGGACGACGAUGAUGAUGCGACCGUCGUGGGCGGCAAGCCCGCCGCCGUCAAGUCCGAGACUUACGAGGGCACCCCGUCCCAGUUUGAGGAGGAGCUCAAGUCCAUCAUGCGCAGCCGCGAGGCCGCCGCCGCCGAGGCUGAGGAUGAGACUGAGGAUCCCUUCUAA